CUAAUUACAUAAUAACUCUAGAAAUUCUCAAACUCAUUCAAAAUUCUGAGAGAAAAGUAAGAAAACAAUUCUGACUGAAGUGGCAAAUAUCUAAAAUUUCAGAUAAAAUUCUGAUUUAAGUCACAAUUCUAAGUUUAAAGAUAAAACUCUGAAUUUAGACUUUUGUCUUUAAUCUUAUAACACUACGAGAUUUUUUUUUCUUUUUUGGGGGCAAGAGGGUGUCAGCCAACCAGCUGCAGAAACAGUCCUAUGUUGAGAAUUUUUACUGAAAAUAUUCACAAUAAAUGAUUUAUCUGACUGUUAAAAGUCAGUGGGAUGAGAUUUUAUCAAAAAACACAACAGAUCAUUUGACCCUGUAGUUAUUUGUUUGCCUUGAUCUUCCCCCUCAGCAGCCAUUCCCUCCUUUUUGGGGUACAUAUAAAGUUCAUCCAUGCUCUGUGCAGCCUCAUCAUUGACUUUGAAAAGCCAUAAUCUAUUCCGAUAACAGAACCGAUAUCAUUUUACACUGAACUGCUGUCGUUGAACAUGCAUCAUCCAAAACAGACCAGUCCUGCUUCAGGUGGUCAAUCAUAAUCAAGAAUGCAUUUAAUAAAUGUAAACCAAGAUUAGCAGCAUCUGCCCAUCCAGACAGCUCUGAGUGAUACCCGUUUGUCUAAGUGAGUCUGUGGACAUGGCAGUCAUGUAACAAGUCAUAAAGAUACACUCUGUCUCUUCCAACCUUCACGCCUGAUUCAAGGACCUCCUGAUCUCCACCAUGUACUUGGCAAAAGUGAAGCUCAGCUUUUCACAGUCACUUCAACUCCCCCACGCACCCAUUUCUCAACCCUUAUGACCCCCCCCCCCCCCCCAUACUCCCACAGUCCAACUGGCGCUAUGUAUGGGCUAAGGGGGGGGGGGGGGCAGGGGAGUGCAGCUGCAGCGCCCAUCUUGGAUCUCUGUGAUGUAAAUGGGUCCCGUUCAUAAACUGUUCAGAGUAUCAGUGUAGGCCAUCUGGCCAAUGAGGAUGCAGCAGGCACUAAAAUGGCAAAGCCAAUGGCUGAGAGUCUGCCCAGUAUAUAAGCAGGGAGCAGGGACCCCCCGAGUUGGGUGACCCCUAUUUUGGCCGUGGUGAACAGGAUCUGAUCCCAAGGACUGUUACCUCUGUUCUUGUCUGGUGUGCAGGUAAAGAAAUCUUAGGGAUGAUUGGUUUAGCACAGAGGGGGGAGCAGAAAUCUGAGGCAUGGCCAUCCAAACAUUUAUAACCACAUAUAUAACUCUUUAUUCUUCUUUGGACUCUAAGUAGACAAAAAUGCACAUUAACUCUGUGGUGUGUGGUGAAGAUGAUAUGUUUGAAGGAGCAGCAACCAUCUUGAUUUGGCUGAAUUUUCCAGAUUAUUCUUUAUCAUAGAAAAAAAAUUGUAUGGAGAUGAUAUUUAACCCAGCAGGAGCAGAAUGGUUCUGCUAGCUUGUGUCGCUGCAUGUAUUUGAGUUCUCUGCAUGUGAUCCGUCAUGUGGACAGUGAUUAAUGUGGACAGGUGCCUCACAGUUUGAGAUGUGUAAGCCUGCAGGCCCUUUAUACCCUGUAAUUAAGCUCAGCCAUUUAAGGCUGACACACUUCACAGCAGCUUUUUGGGCUGAAGCUUACAGGACAAUUAGCUUUAGCAAAGUGAUAACCGCCACAAAUAGUGUUAGCUUCUGAAACCUUUCUGGCUUUUUUUUCACUGCUGAUUGCAUUUCGUGCAAAAGGAUGUCACUUAAUGAGUCACUCUUCUCAAAAAGUCACUUAUGUAUUCUUUCAUAGAAAAUCACAAGUGAACAGGUCUUGUUGGAUCAUAGCUGAGUAGACUGGAGAAAAGAAUUUGGAGCUUGUCAAACUUUUUUUUGAGUCACCACAGUGGCAGCUUCAAGUGUUUGAGCCUGGUACACUAGCAAGUGAAGUAGUUUAAAUGAUAAAAGGUGUACAAAACAAGCCCCAUGUACUAAUUUGUUAGCACUCAGGCCGGGGAAAAGAGGUAGUGAAUGUACUUUGAAAAUUAAGAAAGCUACCGGCACAGCUGAUGGCUCUUUAGAGAAAGGGAAUACAGUCAGAUGCACAGGUGCUAAAAAUACCCAACAACCCCACCCCCAGCUCUAUUUCAACCCGACACCUGAGCCUCUGAGAAUGGAGUGACACUUGUAACCAGGAUUCCUCUGCCACCGCCCCCCUGAACUCUGCAGCUGUCCUGCAGGAUAUACUGUAUCUCCAUCCAGAUUGAUCCCGAUCUCUCUCCUGUUUAGCAUGAGCUGAUCAAGCAGAGCUUUUGUUAAAUUUGCCUCUCCUGUCUGUCUCUUUCUCCACAGUGUUAGAAAGCAAUCAUGCCUUUCGGAAACACCCACAACAACUUCAAACUCAACUACAAAGUUGAGGAGGAGUUCCCCGACCUGUCCAAGCACAACAACCACAUGGCCAAGGUCUUGACCAAGGAGAUCUAUGGCAAGCUGAGGGACAGGCAGACACCCAGUGGCUACACCCUGGAUGACGUCAUCCAGACUGGUGUGGACAACCCUGGUAAGACCAUAAAAAUGCUAAAUCCAGUUAAGAACCAAAAAAACACCCAGACACAUGGAUGAGAUGCUUUUGAACAUGCGUAUAAUUGAUUUCAUCACCUGUCUCCUGCUUCUUUGCUCAUGCUCUCCCCAUAGGUCACCCCUUCAUCAUGACUGUUGGCUGCGUCGCUGGUGAUGAGGAGUCCUAUGAGGUCUUCAAGGAGCUGCUGGACCCUGUCAUCUCCGAUCGUCAUGGUGGAUACAAGCCCACUGACAAGCACAAGACCGACCUGAACUUCGAGAACCUGAAGGUGCAUGCUUACUGUCUAACACUUUCAGAUGCUCAGCCAAAACUGGACUGAAUUACUCACUGAUUUCUAUCCUCUGACCUGACGACCAGUCCCUUUGCUCACUUGUUAUGUUCAAUCAUCCAUUAGGGCGGUGACGACCUGGACCCCAACUAUGUCCUGUCCAGCCGUGUCCGUACUGGUCGCAGCAUCAAGGGAUUGACCCUGCCCCCCCACAACAGCCGUGGCGAGCGCAGACUGAUUGAGAAGCUGUCCGUUGAGGGUAAGCCGAGAAGUGUUUGACACCCAAGAUACUCCCUAAGACCUCCCUAAACAAUAGAUAUCAUCUUCAGGUGUCCUUAUUGUGUCCUAAUGUGUCUCUUCAGCUCUGACCAGCCUGGAUGGUGAGUUCAAGGGAAAGUACUACCCCCUGAAGUCCAUGACUGAUGCCGAGCAGGAGCAGCUGAUCGCUGAUCACUUCCUGUUUGACAAGCCUGUCUCUCCCCUGCUGACCUGCGCUGGUAUGGCCCGUGACUGGCCUGACGCCAGAGGCAUCUGGUGAGUGUGAUCAAUAAUUGAGCCGUGACAAAGGCCUUUCCAAAACUUUCAGUGAAGGGUUGCUGACGUCUGUGUGCUAAUCUUUGCCUGCAUCUCCAUCCAGGCACAACGACAACAAAACCUUCCUGGUCUGGGUGAACGAGGAGGAUCACCUGCGUGUCAUCUCCAUGCAGCAGGGCGGCAACAUGAGGGAGGUCUUCAGGCGUUUCUGUGUUGGCCUGCAGAAGGUACACUUCAGAUUCAAAUGAGAUUUACUGCACCUGAGGACACAGGUGUGGAUGCUUCUCUAACUCUUUUCUGUUUUUUUUUUUUUUUCUGCUAGAUUGAGGAGAUCUUCAAGAAGCACAACCAUGGCUUCAUGUGGAACGAGCAUCUCGGCUACAUCCUCACCUGCCCCUCCAAUCUUGGUACCGGUCUGCGUGGUGGUGUCCAUGUCAAGCUGCCCAAGCUGAGCACACACGCCAAGUUUGAGGAGAUCCUCACCAGGCUGCGUCUGCAGAAGCGUGGCACAGGUACAAACAUACACAGUUUCAGUCAGGCUCACCCCCUAAAGAAAACCAAGUACCCUCAAAAAGUUAUCAUGGCCAUAAGGCUCUGUUUUGAGGGCUCCAUGCACCUCCAUGUGCCUCAGUGGGAUGUCAAAGCCUGAGGUGUUGAGAACACACCUCCUGUUUAUAUCAUGUGCAUGGAUAAAAGGCAAGGAAGAGAAAGCAGCAGAAAAGACACCCGGGGUGAAAAAAUAAUGUUUUGCCUAAUUUUAGUCUAUUAAAGCUGUUAAUAAGAUGGGCAGGUUCAGCUAGAUCUUUACUGAGACUUGGCUGCUCUAAACUGAGCUGCAGGGUUUAUGUGCAUCUGUAUACUUACGCCUUAUUUUUCGCCCUCUUCAGGUGGUGUGGACACUGCCUCCGUGGGUGGUGUGUUCGACAUCUCCAACGCUGACCGUCUGGGCUCCUCCGAGGUAGAGCAGGUCCAGCUGGUAGUUGAUGGUGUCAAGCUCAUGGUUGAGAUGGAGAAGAAGCUGGAGAAGGGAGAGGCCAUCGACAGCAUGAUCCCCGCCCAGAAGUAAAGAGGGACAAUGUUAUGUUUUUCUCGUGACCAUUCACGUGCAAUCGAGCUAGCUGACAUGGCGUGCAGAGGAAACAGCCGCUCAUCAAGAGACUCUUGACUCUGCUCACCUCUUUGUCUUCCUUCCAGUUUUUUUCUUUCUCUGUCCUUUGACCUUUUUUUCACGUUCUCCAGUGUUGGUAACAUCCUGGGAUCAGCCUCCACUGAGCUGGGCUCGCCUGGCAGACGUGGCAACAACACCUACUUUUUGUGAUAAAAAGUAAUAAUAAUUGAAGCUGUUCAUACUGUUCAAUAAAAAGUGCCCCAUUUAAACAUAGCAAUUUGGUCU
Messenger RNA from Xyrichtys novacula (pearly razorfish), 4743 nucleotides. Lineage: Eukaryota; Metazoa; Chordata; Actinopteri; Labriformes; Labridae. The record is from the annotation of a GenBank genome assembly.